GGUCACGCACGUGUUUUUCCGGUGACACGUGACAUAAACAAACGGCACGCGGCGGGUGUACGUGUAUGUGUGUUGGGUUAAGUCCGGUACAAAUUCCCAGAACACCUGAUUGUGAGUCUUACCGGUAACAAACGGAUCCCGGAUGUUGGAGAAGCGGUUAGCAUGGUGAAGUGUGUGGUUUCUGGGUGUCCGAACCGCGUAGCUCACUACACCCGGGGGGCCUUCCAGCCACCCCCCAAGAGGUUCUUCAACUUCCCCAAAGACCCGACCCGGGUCCAGCAUAUGGGGUGAUCGGGUCCAACUGACCUGCAGUAACUCUGGUGGCUGUGCUCAGGUUUGGCUGGCCGCUCUGAGGGAGACGCACAGGGAGGACUCUGGAGAGGAGCUCUUAAUCUGUGAAGACCACUUCCUGCCGGAGGACAUCUGCAGAAAGGGAGUCACCAGUGAUGCCAUUCCCCUCAUGCCCCCUUACCUGGAUGGGCGGCUGGGUCUGCUCAGCGCCUGGGAGGUUGAUUCCUCCGAGGAAGACGAGCAGUGGCACGCCGGAGGCUGCAGUAACGACAGAGAGGAAGAUGAAUUUAGAGAGGAACGUCCGACUGCACCGAAUCCACGGCAGCAGGAUCCAGGCUUGGAUUUGGACGAUCCUGCCGAGGCUGACAAUGUCAGUGCUUCCCUCCAGCAGAGCAGCGAGCACGGCAAACCUCUGGGCUCGUUGACUCGCGGUUUCCUGGAGCUGCUGCUGGCAGCUCCUGACGGCUCCCUGGACGUCAGGCUGGUGGCCGCGAACCUGCAGACCUCCGUGCAACAAGUGCACAACAUCGCCAGGGUCCUGGACGGCAUCAGCCUCAUCCAGAGAGAGUCGGCCCACAAGAUCAAGUGGAUAGGUUGGAGCUCCAUCUCCAGCUUCCUGUGGAGGAACCAGCAGAUGUUCCAUAGAGAGAUUCAGAAGCUGAAGCUGGUGGAGGAAGCGCUGGACGGCUUCAUCAGAACCUGUGCCCAGCAGCUUUUCAGCCUUACGGACGACGUGGAAAACUCUUCGCUUGCCUAUGUGACAUUCAAGGACAUCAGUCGACUUGGAGUCUUCCGGGAUCAGACGGCCAUCAUUGUCAAAGCUCCUGAGGACACUAAGCUGGACGUUCCUGCUCCCACAGAGGAGUGUGUUGAACUCCGGCUGAAGGCAGUGAAAGGUCCCAUCUUGGUGAUGACCUGUGAGGUUGGCUCUGACGAUGCUGUGACCUCUGACCCUACGCAGAGGAUUACCUCGUUUUUAACUCUGAAUGAGAGCCGCAUCAGGACGACGGCGCUGCACGAAAGGUCACUCACUGACCUGGAGAGCUCAUGAACACCAGCUGACCUCCAGGGGGCGCCGGCCUGUUGCUGCAUGUGUCUGAUAAAUGCACAUGGGGAGAACAUGAGGAGGUACCUGCUGACGGUGGCUCACUUUAACUUGCGCUCAAUGAUGUGACGACAUGACAGCAGCAAGCUCCUCCUUCCAGAGGAAACAGUCUGAGCACAGGAAAGGGAAAAAAAAGACCAAUGAAAUGGCUUUAACCUGCUGAGCUCAGUCUGAUGCACAGUGCCUGUAUUUCACUGCUUGUCUUUCUGUUCUUUGCUUUGGUUUUUAAUGUAUAAAUGUUUACUUCUUCAUCUCACAAAUACCUCAAAUAUACUUGGACCAAUAAAGUUUUACUUAAAGUUGUGAA
Messenger RNA from Oreochromis niloticus (Nile tilapia), 1703 nucleotides. Its product is annotated as transcription factor E2F6. The record is from RefSeq and is a predicted model, not a curated record. Gene Ontology annotation, molecular function: protein dimerization activity; RNA polymerase II cis-regulatory region sequence-specific DNA binding; DNA-binding transcription factor activity, RNA polymerase II-specific. Lineage: Eukaryota; Metazoa; Chordata; Actinopteri; Cichliformes; Cichlidae. Gene Ontology annotation, biological process: regulation of transcription by RNA polymerase II. The transcript is spliced from 9 exons. Gene Ontology annotation, cellular component: RNA polymerase II transcription regulator complex. Bases 461 to 1342 code for a protein of 293 amino acids.